Molecule: messenger RNA, 1309 nt
Organism: Aricia agestis (brown argus)
Lineage: Eukaryota; Metazoa; Arthropoda; Insecta; Lepidoptera; Lycaenidae
Gene: Ric
Product: GTP-binding protein Rit2
Exons: 5
Coding region: 293-952 (219 amino acids)
Biological process (GO): Ras protein signal transduction
Cellular component (GO): plasma membrane
Molecular function (GO): GTPase activity; calmodulin binding; GTP binding
Source: RefSeq, a predicted model, not a curated record
UAUCUGUGCACUGAAUCAGAAAUGUCAAUAUGUAGCUGUCAAAAUUAUCAAACCAUUGCAAUUUGCAUUCGAUCAGCUGUCGUGUCGAUUUUGAUAAACCAUAUUUUGCGUUCGGGUUCACCUACCAGGAAUAUGUGUGACAAAUGGAGUGGUUUCUGAGUCGGUCGCGUGCAAAUCGGUCACGGUGGUAGUGUUGGGGGGCGGUCUGUGCGGAUGGCGGGUGCGGGGCAGUGCGAGUGACCGGAGCGGGCGCGGCACCGCUGGGUCGCCGAUCGCGCAGGUAUGCGGCGGUAUGGCGGAGGGCACGUCGCGGGGCCUCCGUGUGUACAAGAUCGUGGUGCUCGGCGACGGCGGGGUCGGCAAGUCAGCGGUCACACUACAGUUCGUCAGCCACAGCUUCCUCGACUACCAUGACCCGACUAUAGAAGAUUCAUACCAGCAGCAAGCUGUGAUUGAUGGAGAGCCUGCUUUGUUGGAUAUAUUGGAUACUGCUGGACAGGUGGAGUUCACGGCGAUGCGGGAGCAAUACAUGCGGUGCGGGGAGGGUUUCAUGAUAUGCUACUCGGUGACGGACCGCCGGUCGUUCCGCGCGGCCGCCGAGUACCGCCGGCUGCUGGCGCAGGCGAGGCCGACGGAGAGGCUGCCGCUGGUCCUCGUCGGUAACAAGCUGGAUCUGGCUGUGAGGUUUCGCCAAGUGACGAUAGACGAGGGCAAGGCGCUGGCUACGCAACUUGGGUGUCCGUUCUUCGAGACGUCGGCGGCGCUCCGACACUACGUCGACGACGCCUUCCACGCGCUCGUGAGAGAGAUACGACGACUCGAGAGACAGAGACAGUCAUCCAUACUGGGCACGGGCAUCGCAACGGGCGGCGGGCGGCGGCGCUGGCGGCGUCUGCGCAGCAUAUUCGCGCUCGUGUUCCGCCGCCGCAGGCGCCAUCACUCCACCCCGUGACAUGACGUUGACGUUGACAGAUCUACUUUUUCACAGAACCGCACAACGGCAAAGAUCGCACUACCUCAUACGUUAUAAGUUAAUUUAAUUCUCUCAUUGCCAAAAAGUAUGUAAGUCCACCGUUAAACGUUUUGGUUAUGUUUGAUAGUUAAUUAUUAUUUAAACAGCAAACUUUAUAUACCCGUGAACCUAAAUAGUUGUAAGUUAUCAAGCAUAUGAGCACUUGGUGUCAAAAAUUAAUAUAAAAGUAUCUAAAACAGUUGUUGACACCAAAAGUUAUUAAAAACCCCACAAAUAGAUUAGGCCUAAUAAGUGAAUAACAUUAUUUAUGUAUAUAUGAAUUUAUUUAUUAACAAU